Messenger RNA from Toxorhynchites rutilus septentrionalis, 474 nucleotides. RefSeq names its product ATPase inhibitor mai-2, mitochondrial. The transcript has 2 exons. Gene Ontology annotation, molecular function: ATPase inhibitor activity. The record is from RefSeq and is a predicted model, not a curated record. Bases 112 to 378 code for a protein of 88 amino acids. Gene Ontology annotation, cellular component: mitochondrion. Lineage: Eukaryota; Metazoa; Arthropoda; Insecta; Diptera; Culicidae. Gene Ontology annotation, biological process: negative regulation of ATP-dependent activity.
CAUCAUUCACUUUCUUCAUUUGCUGACUAACUGUUGACUUGUCGUGUUCGCCAAAGAAGGAUUAGCGCAUAUAUAUCGCCAUAAGCUGCGAAUCUCAAUCUCAUUGUCUAAAUGUUUUCCAUCCAUCGAGGUGCUACGCGACUGUAUCCCACUGUACUUAGCAUUGCGAGAAUGAGCCAAGUUGGUGAGCUGGGAGCGGGUGCAGGAAAGGGUGGUGGUGGCGGUGGAACCAUCCGAGAAGCAGGCGGAUCAUUCGGUAAAAUGGAAGCAGCUCAUGAGGAAGAAUACUUCCACAGGCAGCAACGAGAACAGCUGCAGAAGUUGAAAACAAAAACGGAAACCGAUGUGUCGAAAACGCAGGAAGGCGCAAAAAAGUAAACAUGACGCUUCAUUAUGAAGGACUGAGUUAAACAUAAAUCGAUAAUGAUGCGCUCUCAAGCGUUUGUAACAAUUAUAAAGUAUAAUAGUCUCUGA